AUGGAGGAAAUUAGUUAUUUCCUGGUGGGAAAGAUCGAGGGAAACGCGAAAGCCGUAUUUCCAGCAUAUCCAUGCCUUCGUCCAUCGGACGCUACGGCCUUCCGGGCGGCCCUCACCAAAUAUCUCGAAACACUGCGUCACGCAGCCUUGCAUCCUAAAGCAUCUACUGAUCAGCUGCGUAGACUAGGCAAGACUGUCAAGCAGAGCCCUUCAAGUGGGACGCCUGGUGUGGAGCUCGCAUGGUGGUGGAAAGAUGUGAUGGUCCGUAAAUCCUUAUUAGAGGAGUGCUCCGGAGACAAGUUUGAACGCCUAAUGCUGGCGCUAUCUACGCAUGCACUUGUGAAGGGGCUAGAUGGGCAGUCGGUACCUUCCGCCAUUGAUGCAUCAUCAAUGGCUCCUGUGAGUGUUUCGGACUCGAUCGAUACCUGGCACAGACACACUGAGGCAGAUUAA
Gloeophyllum trabeum ATCC 11539 is the source of this 453-nucleotide messenger RNA. RefSeq lists its product as uncharacterized. The transcript is spliced from 3 exons. The coding region runs from base 1 to 453 and encodes 150 amino acids. NCBI's taxonomy places the organism in Eukaryota, Fungi, Basidiomycota, Agaricomycetes, Gloeophyllales, Gloeophyllaceae. The record is from RefSeq and is a predicted model, not a curated record.